GGCGCAAAUAGAUAAGUUAGCGGAGAGGGAGAGAGAGAGAAGAUAAAUCCCAUAAACACAAAAACAAAAGAAAAUACUCCACUUAUAAUUGUAAAGAAACAACAAACCAGCACUAAGCUUCUCUUUCUCUCUCUCUCUCUCUCUCUCUCUCUCUCUCUCCACAUUCAUUCCAUUUCCAUCCGCACCUUUCGCCACCGUCCCGCCACCCAACUUGUCUUUACUUUAUUCUUCUCUUCCCUUCCCUUCCUCCCUCCGCCCUCACCUUACUCCCCCCCUCAAAUUACUUUAUCUGCUCCAAUUAUGAGCCUCAUUUGGUAAAGCUACGGAGAUUCCAACUUGUGAUCUUCAAUUUGGUCCACUAAUUAGCUACCAUGGCGGCCGGAAUCGGAGGCCAAGCUCAGCUCUACUACGGAAUGUCAUCCGCAGCGGUAAGCAAGCGUAGCUUGGAGUGGGAUCCCAGCGACUGGAGAUGGGACGGCGAUCUCUUCAUUGCUACACCGCUCAAUGGCGCCGCCUCUAAUUAUCAAGGCAAACAGCUUUUCCCCCUCGACACUCGAGCUUCCUCCAACACUUCUUCCUCCUAUUCCGACGAAUUGCAGCCAGAUACUAGGGAUUUGGAGAAGAAGAGGCGGGCUAAUGCAGUCGAUAACAAUAACUUGGCCGAUAAUCUCACUCUCGACCUCGGUUUCGCCACCACCGGGAAUGGGGAAGCAAUUGCUGGGAAGAAGACUAAGCUGGCUGGGGCUUCAUCUAAUCGAGCUGUCUGUCAGGUUGAGGACUGCGGCGCCGAUCUGAGUAAGGCUAAAGAUUAUCAUAGACGGCAUAAAGUUUGCCAGAUGCAUUCCAAGGCUAGCAAGGCUCUCGUGGGAAAUCAAAUGCAGCGUUUCUGCCAGCAGUGCAGCAGGUUUCAUGCACUUCUAGAGUUUGACGAGGGAAAGAGAAGUUGUCGUCGGCGCUUGGCUGGCCACAAUAAGAGGAGGAGGAAAACACAAACUGACAAUAUGAGUAAUAACAGUCCUGUUGAUAACAACCAGACAAGCAAUUACUUGUUGAUGAGCAUACUGAAGAUUCUCUCCAGCAUGCACUCUAAUAGGUCGAACCACAGAGAUGAUCAGGAUCUCCUGUCUCAUCUUCUUCAAGGUCUUGCCAGUCAGGGAUCCCUCCACUGGGAAAGAAAUAUAUCUGCACAUCUUCAAGAGUCUCCAGAUUUGUUGAAUAAUUUGGCUUCAGUUGGAAACUCUGAAUUAGUAUCUAUGUUGAUCUCAAAUGGUUCUCCAGGACAAAUUUCUAGACAAGAGCAUUGCAUAGCACUUGGUGAUGAAAUGCCACAAAAAAUUGGCAAUUUACAUUCCACGUCUCAGAGACCAGGCAUUGUGCUACACACACAAGCUGGUUCUCAAUAUGCCCAAGGGCUGGAGACUUCUGGUGGAAGGAGUAAACUGAAUAAUUUUGAUUUGAAUGACAUUUAUGUUGAUUCUGAUGAUGGAACGGAUGACAUGGAAAGAUCAACCGCUCCACAGGGUCUAGGUGCUGUUUCUAUUGGGUGCCCUUCAUGGGUGCAGCAAGAAUCUCAUCAAUCAAGUCCUCCUCAGACUAGUGGAAAUUCGGAUUCUGCAUCUGCACAGUCACCAUCCAGUUCCAGUGGGGAGGCUCAGAGCCACACAGAUCGCAUUGUGUUCAAACUAUUUGGAAAAGAACCCAGUGACUUUCCCAUUGUUCUACGAUCACAGAUUUUUGAUUGGUUAUCCCACAGUCCUUCUGAUAUAGAGAGCUACAUCAGACCAGGUUGUGUCAUUUUAACUAUAUAUCUUCGCCUAUCUGAGUCAGCAUGGGAAGAGCUCUAUUGUGACCUGAGCUCCAGUAUAAGUAGGCUGCUGAAUUUCUCUGAUGAUGUCAAUUUUUGGAGUACUGGAUGGAUCUAUGCGAGGGUGCAGAAUCAGAUGGCAUUUGUCCACAAUGGUCAGGUAGUUGUUAAUACAUCUUUGCCGCUUGGGACUGAUAGCUUUAGCUCAAUUCUGAGCAUCAAACCCAUUGCUGUGGCAUCAUCUGGGAAAGCCCAAUUCAUCGUCAAAGGCGUCAACUUAUCUCGACCUUCCUCUAGGUUACUCUGUGCACUGGAAGGAAACUAUCUGGAAGCUAAUAGUGAGUCAAUGGAACAUGUUGAUUCCCUUGAGCAUGUUCAGUGUCUCAAGUUUUCCUGUUCGAUUCCCGCAGUUACUGGAAGAGGUUUUAUAGAGGUUGAAGAUCACGGACUUAGUAGCAGCUACUAUCCCUUCAUAAUUGCUGAAGAAAAUGUCUGUGCUGAGAUUCGUAUGCUAGAGAAAGAGAUAGAAUUGAUAGAAGAAGAUCGUUUACAGAGAGGAACGGGGAGAAUUGCUGCAAGAAGCCAAGCCAUGGAGUUUAUACAUGAAAUGGGGUGGCUUCUCCAUAAAUAUCAGUUGAUGUCCCGGUCUGAAAAUGAAGAGUCUAACUUGGACUUUUUCCCUUUUGAACGGUUCAAGUGUCUUGUGGAGUUCUCAAUGGAUCAUGAUUGGUGUUCUGUCGUAAAUAAGCUCCUAGAGAUCUUAUUUUCUGGAACAGUGAGCAGCGGAGAGAAACCUUUCUUGAAGUUUGCUAUGUCUGAAAUGAGUCUGCUCCACCGAGCUGUGCGGAAAAAUUCAAGACCUCUUGUGGGGAUGCUGUUGAGAUAUGUCCCUGAAAAAAUAGCAGAUGCACUGAGUUCAGAAUACGGAUCCCUGGUUAGUGGUUAUCUGUUUAGACCUGAUGUUGCAGGACCUGGAGGUCUUACACCUCUUCAUGUAGCAGCUGGUAGGGAUGGAUCUGAGGAUAUAUUGGAUGCUUUGACUGAUGAUCCCGGAAAGGUGGGAAUCGAUGCAUGGAAAAGUGCCCUCGACAGCACAGGAUUCACACCUGAGAAUUAUGCCCGACUGCGAGGACACUAUUCUUAUAUUCACCUUGUUCAGAGAAAAAUGAACAAGAAGGCACCCUCUGGGCAUGUGGUUGUGGACAUAUCCGACACGCUUUCAGAGAGCAGCAUCAACCAGAAAACCAACGCCGCCACCUUUGAGAUUGCAGCAAGGUCGCAGACGAAACCAUGUGGUGUCUGCGCCCAGAACCUCGCCUACAGAAGUGGCAGCCGGACUCUUCUGUACAGGCCUACGAUGCUCUCCAUGCUGGCCAUAGCUGCUGUCUGUGUGUGCGUCGCCCUUCUUUUCAAGAGCUCUCCGCGGGUUCUGUUUGUGUUCCGGCCCUUCAGUUGGGAGAUGUUGGAGUACGGUUCCAGCUAAUAUCAUUACUAAUUUCUUCUACUAUGUAUGUGUAUGUGUAUGUGUGUAUUUAUUUAUAAACUGUAAAGCUGAGGCACCUGAGUAAAAGUAGCUCAUUAGUUCAGAUUUCACAUUUUAAUAGAAAUGACAAUAACUUAAUCUUGUAAUAUCGAAUUGUUUCACCAACUUUACUAUAUACAAAACCAGCCCUGCAAUGUGCGCCGCUUGUUUCUUCAAA
Molecule: messenger RNA, 3504 nt
Organism: Salvia miltiorrhiza (redroot sage)
Lineage: Eukaryota; Viridiplantae; Streptophyta; Magnoliopsida; Lamiales; Lamiaceae
Product: squamosa promoter-binding-like protein 1
Exons: 10
Coding region: 372-3287 (971 amino acids)
Cellular component (GO): nucleus
Molecular function (GO): DNA binding
Source: RefSeq, a predicted model, not a curated record